AUGACUACCGUCUCGACAGGGUCCAGUUUUUCGGCUCCUUACAGAAAUUCUACCACAGUAACUCCUUUGACUACUAUCUCAUCAACUCCAUUGUCAUCCUUACCAUCUUUCCAAACAUCAACAACGAGUACUUCUGAGGUGACCAUAUCAUCCGAGUCCAGCGUUUUGAGCUCGAUGAAGACAGAUUCUAGUUUCACAACGCCAGAAACCACUAGUACAGUUGGUACCACUACAACAUCAACGACUAGUACAUAUGAGGUGACCAUACCUUCCGAGUCCAGCGUUUUGAGCUCAAUGAAGACGGACUCUAGUUAUACAACACCAGAAACUACCAGUACAGUUGGUUCCACUACAACAUCAACGACCAGUACAUAUGAGGUGACCAUACCUUCCGAGUCUAGCACUUUGAGUUCGAUGGGAACCCCAUCUAGCUUUACAACACAAGAAAUCACCAGUUCAAUUGGCACUACUACAGCACCAAGAACUGUAACUUCAGAGGUAACCGUCGAGACCAUCACCACUGGUUAUACUACAACGACGACUGUUUUUAAUAAGACGUUCACUUCCGGUUCUGUAACAGUGACCACUAUCUUGACUGAAACCACUGUUGUUCCUUGCUCGUCUAGCACUUAUACCACAGUGGUUCCAUUGACUACUACACCAGCAUCUCCAACUUCCUCGUCCUUCCCAUCCGCUCAAACACCAACAACUGGAACUUUUGAGGUGACCGUACCUUCUGAGUCUAGCACUUUGAGCUCGUUGAAAACGGAAUUCAGCUUUACAACGCAAGAAACCAUCGGCACAGCAGGCACUACCUCGGUAACAGCACCUACUAGUGCAGGCCCUACUUUUGAAGCUUCAACCACCAGCGGUGCAAGCGCCACUACGUUGAACACUUAUACCAGAAACCCAGGCACUUCAGAGUCUGCCACAGGAACUUCGUCCGGCACCGGUCAAACUAACAGUGUUACUGUCAGUUAUUUCAACUCCUCUCCAAAGUCCUCCGUCGGUAACGGCUGGUUGAGUCUCUUUGCCGUUCUGUCAACGAUUUUCCUGUUCUAG
This is a messenger RNA of Pichia membranifaciens NRRL Y-2026, 1062 nucleotides long. RefSeq lists its product as hypothetical. The record is from RefSeq and is a predicted model, not a curated record. Lineage: Eukaryota; Fungi; Ascomycota; Pichiomycetes; Pichiales; Pichiaceae. The transcript has a single exon. Bases 1 to 1062 code for a protein of 353 amino acids.